This is a messenger RNA of Ruditapes philippinarum (Manila clam), 843 nucleotides long. RefSeq lists its product as uncharacterized. The coding region runs from base 124 to 843 and encodes 239 amino acids. NCBI's taxonomy places the organism in Eukaryota, Metazoa, Mollusca, Bivalvia, Venerida, Veneridae. The record is from RefSeq and is a predicted model, not a curated record. The transcript is spliced from 6 exons.
AUGAUAAUUAAUGCAAUUAAAUGAGAAAAUGACAUUUAUUUUCGCGACAUGGUAAUGUCUUUACAUUAUUACAUUUUUUUUUGUAUUUAUUAAAAUCACCGCUUAUUUAUACUGCAAGUACAGAUGCACCUGUUGACGAUAGCCAUUGCCUUUAUGCUGUCGUUGCCUUUCCAGAAAGGAAACUGUCAUGGGGAACAUGUAGCUGUACAGACAAACAAAACGCAUGGUCAACUUUGUACUUUCUGGCCACGUGAGAAUAAGGGGGAAUAUGAAGAAUUAACAACCGGUUCCGCGGGUUAUAUGUGGAUAAUUCGUUAUUGCCAGCCAGAGUCGUUUUACAAUGUGCAUGCAUGUAAAUGUAUUGAGUGUAAGCCUGAGCUGUGGAUAAACUUUGAUGGUCAAGGCAUACGUGAUUCAAGCGGAAACAAUAUUACAAUUGACAAAAUUGGAGAGCUGUUAAAUCUUGGAUAUUUCGACGGAAAUAAAACACUCAAUGUUUCAUAUUAUGCUACUCAAGAUUUUGGACAGAAAUCAACAGUAAGAGUUCAAUUCUAUUCAACCGGAAAUACUUCUGGUGAGCAGGUUUUGAUAUCAAACUGUAUUGAAGGACAAGCAGGUUCUGUGGAGAUUGCACUGGACAAACAAAGCAAAGAAAUUAUUUUCAAGAUAGAAGCAAAAACUGACAAUGUUUCUAACUUUGUAGAAAUUCGACAACCAUAUAAAGAAAUGACGUGGACUAACGUAAUAAUGCGAUAUAACGGAACCGCGCUGACGGCUCAUGUCGAUGGAAUUCCAGAUGUUACUGUUGAACUUACAGGUAUUUUUUUCCUAAAUAAGCAUUGA